CAAGAUGAACAUUUCAAAAAGUGUUUUGCUAUUGAAAAGUAUAAAGAGCAACAGUAUAAUAGAUGUACAUAACAGAAUAAAUGUGUCUUUGCCAGCAUGCUGUCUGUGUUUUUGUAACCAAAAUAAUAAGGCAUUCAGCCAGUCAAGGAAGCUCUCUAGUGGAUACCAUUUCAGUCAUAAACCAAAUCAUAGAAUAUUUUUGCAACCAAAUUUCUUUCCAGAACAAACUUUAAAAACUUCAUUUAGUGGUAUCAGACAGCACAACUUUCCCCCUGAUGGCAGUUGUUUUAACAGGAAGGAUGCUUAUAGAAAACAGAAGAGAAACUUAAGUGUAACACCAAAAGAAAUUUUAGAUGCAUCACCAAAGAGUUUACAGCCUUAUCUAAGACUAAUCAGAUUUGAUAAACCAAUAGGAACUUGGUUGUUGUACUGGCCAUGUACAUGGAGCAUAGGUUUAGCUGCGGCACCAGGUCAUUUUCCUGACCUUUGGCUUUUGACCUUGUUUGGAGCAGGUGCAUUCUUCAUGAGAGGUGCUGGCUGUAUUGUUAAUGAUAUGUGGGACAGAGAUUUUGAUAGAAAGGUUGAAAGAACCAAACUUCGACCAUUGGCCAGUGGAGAAUUGACCUACUUUCAAGGUUUGUGUUGUCUUGGUGGGAUGUUGUCUGUUUCACUAGGUAUCCUUCUACAGUUAAAUUGGUACAGUGUCGUAUUGGGAGCAGCUUCCAUGGUCUUGGUUAUUACAUAUCCACUUGCCAAGAGGGUAACAUUUUGGCCACAGGCAAUGCUAGGGUUAACCUUCAACUAUGGGACUAUGUUAGGUUGGGCUGCAGUUACAGGCGGGAUAGAUUGGACCGUUGUUCUUCCCCUUUAUAUUGGCAGUAUGGCAUGGACUCUUUCCUAUGACACAAUAUAUGCUCAUCAAGAUAAAUAUGAUGAUAUGCUGAUUGGUGUCAAAUCAACAGCAUUGAAAUUUGGUGAUAAGACAAAGCAUUGGUUGAGUGGUUUUGCAACCAUUAUGAUUGGAGGUUUGACAUUGACUGGGGUUGCAUUAGAUCAGACCUGGCCGUACUAUACUGGUGUAUCAAUAACUGCUGCUCAUUUAGCAUAUCAGUUAUACACAGUAGAUUUGGACAAUGCUGAUGAUUGUGCUGCCAAAUUUAGAUCUAACACAGGACUUGGUUUUGUUAUGUUUGUCAGCAUAGUUAUUGGAACAUUAAUGAAAACACAGAAAAAUGAAAUUGAUCAACUUGAUAAUGAAGAAUGAAUUAUUUGUUAUCUGGAACUUUGUUAUUUUUACUAUAUUUUAUAUGACAAAAAGAUUUGUUACUAUAUAUUUUUAAUCUGUUAUUUUGUUAAAUGGUCUGGAUGAAAGGACCCAGUUAAAUAUGCCCAUCACUUCCCAUUCAUCAAUCCUUCAUCUUUACUGAACCUUCACAUUACCUUAUACUUUGAAACUAAAAGCUAAUCUAAACUAAACAUGAAAGUUUCUUUAUGGAAGUUUAUAUUGUUACAAUUCAACAACAAAAAGUAUGACUGCUGGUUUGUUUUUCUAUAUUGUCUUCUCGUUUAUUAUUUUUGUUUUUUAGCUAGAUGGAAAAAUUGAAAACAACACUUUAUAAAUUUCAUGCAUCUGAAGCACUUUUCUGGAUUUACCUUCAUCAGGAAACUCUCCAAGCUGAAAUGAGGAUUCCAUGGUUCUUAACAAAGAUUCAUUUUGUACCGGUUAAAUGUCAAACAAAAUAAAUACAAUGCCAAAUAAGAUUGGAUGAAAACAAUAAGUGAAAAUACAGGGAAAGUAUAAAGAUCCUUAAUUGUAUUUGAGUUGAAAGAAACGUUUCCAUUAGAAAUAGUUUUUGUUGUUAAGUAGAUAAUGGAACAUCCUGUUAUGACAGUGGUAUAUAAGUGAAUCGUGGUUGUUUUUGAAAUAUAUUUAUUGUGUCAUCAUUUUUAUAUGUUUUCAAAUUUUAAUGAAUUUUCAUUAAAAUUAAAAUUUA
Messenger RNA from Mytilus californianus (California mussel), 1994 nucleotides. Its product is annotated as 4-hydroxybenzoate polyprenyltransferase, mitochondrial-like. The record is from RefSeq and is a predicted model, not a curated record. The transcript is spliced from 7 exons. Gene Ontology annotation, cellular component: mitochondrial inner membrane. Lineage: Eukaryota; Metazoa; Mollusca; Bivalvia; Mytilida; Mytilidae. The coding region runs from base 5 to 1264 and encodes 419 amino acids. Gene Ontology annotation, biological process: ubiquinone biosynthetic process.